AUGGCUGACGCAUCAGGCGCUGCAGCUGCGGAAGUAGCUGAGGUCUCUUACACCGGCACUGCCUUGGAGCCAGUCAUUCAAGCAAUCAAGCAAAAGAUUGGAGGCAAGGAGUCCUGUGAGACUUACAUCUUCGAAGCUCCCAACCCCACCAUCUCCCCAAAAGAGAAGUCAGGUCCUUCCUCCUCUCGUUUCAAUCCACCCUCAGUGGACCUUUUCAAAGCAUGGGGCUGUACCAUAAUUGUCCUUUCUUGGCAAACCUUCUUCAAGGAUCAUGUUCCUGAAAAAUUCAAAUGUGUCAAGGGUUGCGGCAAGUUUACAGUGGUACGGAACGGCUGGUACGCUAAGUUGGUGAGCCUGGUGUUGGGGCUUCAUCGACCGCUCUUCAUUCUCUCCCAGGACUACCGCUGCAAGGACUGCCACGCAAAACUUGAUGGGAAGGGGGGGUUUGGUAGCACGCUUUACCUAGCUCACAAGGAAGAGAUUCGAGCUCAGCUGCGUCCUUUCAUCCUGCACCAACUGCCCAUUGGCUUCUCAGAGACAUGUGUGCCCGUCGAGCGCAGCUUGCUGGACUUGUUAGAGAUCUUGGCGCCUGAAGCGAUUGGCUUCCCUCGCAUUGCACGGCUUGUGAAAGAGCUGCACACGCUGGCUGAGAAACGCAGGGAGCUCGUGUACUAUGACUACCAACUAGAGUUGAAAGCAAAGCGGGCAGAGGACGAGGUCAAGCGGCAGAAAGGCAUUGGGAAGUUCUUCCAAGCUAGUGUUCAACAAGCUGGGAGUGGGGCUGCCGAGCAGCCAGUGCAAGCUUGGGCAAUGGGGAAGCGUGUCCCUGACUGGGUUGCUGGAUCAGCACUCUUGUCAUCCCUGUUCUUGCAGCAAGCUGCCGCAAAGAUGCCCGAGUAUAGCAGGCAGAUGGCACUCGUGAGAGGGGAGUGUGUGGGGAUGGACCAUUUUCACAAGCUCAUGCGCAGAAUCAGGGGUAUGGAGGGCCAGCGUGUUCUUGAUGCCACUCUCACCAUGAUGACGGAGACCGGGGAGGUGGCGACUAGUCUUUGGACGCACAACGCCUCGCUCGAAGUUGUCAGAGACAACCUUCAUCAAAUCCAUGAGCGCAUGGUGCUGCUGGGCCGCGCGCCCCGACUGCUGUUCUGUGACUGGCCUGAGGUCAUGGGCCCCUUCUUCAAGGACCUGUGGCCGUGUCUGGAGGUCUACCUUAUGGACAUUCUUCACGCGAUCAUGCGCGUGACAAAGCACAUCCCCGAUGACCAUCCUUUUCGAGGUUGGUUCCAGGGGAAACUGAGUGAGGCUAUCUUCAUCAAGAAUCAAGCCGAUCUGGUUGACAUCAUCAAGGAGCUCGACAUCAAGGGGAAGACACUUGCGGAUAAGGCAGGAAAGAAUGCGCUGAGAAGGUGCCGCAAGUCUGUGCCGCCCCCCGAGGUCCUGUUGGCUCGACUUCAGGUAUGCACACUUCCUGAGGAUCUAAAUUGA
Molecule: messenger RNA, 1485 nt
Organism: Klebsormidium nitens
Lineage: Eukaryota; Viridiplantae; Streptophyta; Klebsormidiophyceae; Klebsormidiales; Klebsormidiaceae
Source: the annotation of a GenBank genome assembly